UCACGCAACAGUCACUCUAAUCGAGACGGAAAACAAAAUCGGACGUUAGCUGCGCGUCGCUCCCGAAAAAAUUGUUAAUUUGUGGUCGCUUUUUCGCGAGUGCAGACAUAAAUGAAACCAACAUGUCUUUUGCUCCAUUCCAGACUGGAUAAUCGGUUAUAACCAAAGCCAAAGUGCAAGUGAAUCGGCUUAAAUAAAAAGUGUCGCCCAGCGUCGGCGGAGAAAUGUUGAAUGGACAGCAGCGUCGCGUCUAACAAGAAAAAAACAAGUACACACAACCAUCGAAUGCACAUAAACAAGACGAGACAGCAAACGCAGAAUCGAGUGAAAACCUAUUUUAAAACGCGGAGCUAUAUUUAUUUUGUUGACGCUCAGGAUUUUCGGUGUUCGCAACUGAAUGUCUGCGGGUGCGUGAGAGUGCGCGUGUGUGGGUGCAUACCACGGCAAAUAACUGCAAUUGCAAUAGAGAGCAGACACAAAUACACACAUAAUUGGAUUAUGGCCACACGGCAAUAAGAACAGCGAGAGAGCGAAAAAGUCGCCAAAACCAAACGGACUUCCAACUGCGAGCGCUUCCAGUGCAGCUUCCACAACUGCAACGUGCCAAGAAUCGAAAAAACAAUCCAAAACAUUCCAAACAUCGAUAAUAAACAACCAACUAAGUACACAAGAUUCUACGAAGCAAACAACAAACAGUGAUUGAUAGUUAAUUUUAGCAAACAAUUUUUUUUAUCGUUUUCAAAAUUUUGAAAGUUGUCAACUCGGGCCUAUGUGUCCGAUAAAUGUUUCGUGCUGCGUUCCAUAAAUAAACAAUAAAAUAGCAUCCGUAAAUAAAAGCGUGCCCGUCUAACCGUCGCGUUAACCCGCCAAAUAUUGUGUUAUCAUGGACGAUAGAAUGUUGUAGCCAAGAGCUCCAGCAUCAGCCAAUACACACACAGAGAUCCAGCUCGAUCGGCAGAGAUCCCAGCCACAAGCAGGCAACGCAAGGUCGUCCAACGCCAAACGCAAACCAACUCUACACACACAUCCGGAUACGACAGCAACAUACGUCGUAGCUGAUAAACAUGAGCCUGAAUCAGCACAGUGGACCCGGACCGCCGUUGGAGAUGUGCACCCUGUCCGUGGACCAGGUGGACUCCUCCCGGGACUCCCCCUUCGUCUGGCCCAGCACAGCGGGUAUGUGCGGCACCAUUAGCACACCAACACCACCGGCGAGUGCGGCGUACAAAGGUGCAGGGGCCACCGUUUCCAAUGGAGACGGCAUCAACGCCGAAGCUUCGGCGAAGCAUCAGCCGCUCCACAAUGGCGGUUGGAUCGGAAACGGUCUGCCGCCGGCUCCAGUGACAAGGACCAUAUCAUCCGAUCGCCUGGUCACCGGCAGCUCUUGUCGGGCACUUCGAACCGCCGUCUCAGCAUUAUAUUCCGUGGAUGACUUCGUCAAGGAGAAAAUCGGAUCGGGAUUCUUCUCGGAGGUUUACAAGGUCACACAUCGUACAACCGGCCAGGUGAUGGUGCUCAAGAUGAAUCAGUUGCGGGCCAAUCGACCCAAUAUGUUGCGGGAAGUGCAGCUCCUGAACAAACUCUCCCAUGCGAAUAUACUGAGCUUUAUGGGCGUUUGCGUGCAGGAGGGCCAACUGCACGCCCUCACCGAGUACAUCAACGGCGGCUCCCUGGAGCAGCUGCUGGCCAACAAGGAGGUGGUGCUCAGCGCCACGCAGAAGAUAAGACUGGCGCUGGGUAUUGCGCGCGGCAUGUCCUACGUCCACGACGCGGGCAUCUUCCACAGGGAUCUGACGAGCAAGAAUGUACUUAUUCGCAAUCUGGCCAACGAUCAGUACGAAGCCGUCGUGGGUGACUUUGGUCUAGCCGCAAAGAUACCAGUCAAAUCCAGAAAAUCACGCCUGGAGACCGUCGGCUCACCGUACUGGGUCAGUCCCGAGUGUCUGAAGGGCCAGUGGUACGACCAGACGAGCGAUGUCUUCUCCUUCGGCAUCAUCCAGUGCGAGAUUAUAGCCCGCAUCGAAGCCGAUCCGGACCUGAUGCCCCGCACCACCUCGUUUGGCCUGGACUACUUGGCAUUUGUCGAGCUGUGUCCCAUGGACACACCCCCCGUCUUUUUACGCCUGGCUUUCUACUGUUGUUUGUACGAUGCUAAGAGCCGCCCCACUUUCCACGAUGCUACCAAAAAGUUGACCUUGCUGUUGGAGAAGUACGAGCACGAGUCUUCGGCAGGAGCGAGUCCAUUGAGUUCUCUGGAGCUGAUUAACUGCUCGCCAGGAGGCAGCGACUCGGAGAACGUAACAACGACCCCUCGAGCUUCAGCACCCACGGUGGCCACCAUUUGUACGGCACCAGCUGGCACCUUGACACCGCGUCACCUGCAAGAAGUGGACGAAGAUGGCUUUCGUUUUCCGAGUAAAAAGUCCGCCUCGGCUGCGCUGCCGGGAACGCCGAAUGGGUCCGCCGGAAGCACUGGCUUCGAUGAUCACGUACUGAAGUCUAGGGUGCGUCGUGCCACCCAGAAGUUGGAGGCCGAGAUCCUGCUGCACCGGCGCUCGCUGAGCGAGAACAUCAUCCACUUCCCGAUGCACACGUCACCCAGUGACAAGGCGCGUUGUCAUCAGAUGCAGCGCCAGCGCUCCUCCACGCACUCGCCAACGCCUCCCAGGCAGUUGGCCUCGGUUCAGUUGCCCGCGACGGCUAUUCCAGAUCCUCCGCCACUUCCGCAGCCGGUUUCCGCGGUUCUUACGCUGCGCAAGGUGGGCGAAACGAUGUGUCUGAAGGAUCCGCAGUACAAGCCGACCUCCGAAAAGGAUCACAACGGCUCCAAACCGAAUCCGUUCGAAGCGCUGGCGCAGCUGCGUGGCGUGAAGAAGAUCCUGGAUGCAAAUCCCAAGACCUAUGCAGCCGGAGUGGGAGAUCUGUUUAGCUCGUGCUUCGAGACGCUGGCGCCGUUCUUCAAGGAGCUGGCCGCCAUGCAGAGCAAGGCGGUGGCUCAGGGAGGCGGUGCGAGUCCAGAAGAAGCCACGGCAGCCAAACCAGCGGGAACCGCAGCGACGCCCAGUGAACCAAAGAGCCUGCCGGUGUCGCCGCACAUGACGCGCAAGUACAGCUCCAUCGAGCUGCGUUUGCCCCAGCGGAUCAGCAAUGCGGCAGCUCCAGCGGCCAGUGUGGUUGCUGCCACACCACCUGCAACAUUGCCAGCGGAUGAGGAUGACUGCGACGAUUGCACUUCGGAGGGCGAGGAUCCCGACGGAGGAGGAAACUGUGCGGAUGCGGAGUCCAGCAGCGAUGACAGCGCCGUGCGUCCGUCCACUGUGCCCACAACACGGAAAUAUCGCGCGAAUUCCCUGUACACACAUCCGCUUUUUCGCGGCUCCAAUGGCACCAGCAUGAAGAGUACCAGCACCGGGGAAUUCGAGAGCCCAGCUCUGCUGAAGGCCAGUGCAUCCACCAUCACGUUGACCGCCUCAGCGGGCGCGUCCAAUUCCUGCGAGGAUCUGACUGAAAGCGCCAAGAAAUCCAAAGACCAAACGAGUUGCAGUGCAGCUGCCACGGCCCUCACUUCACCCACUCCAAUCUCCGGCUGCUCGGCCAGAUUGGUGGAGACCCCGGCGUCCGUGUCAUCCUGCACAGAUCUGGAGCUCGACGAACCGAAGAACACCUGCGAUCUGAGCGAGCUGAAGAACUCGUGCGAGCAGCUCCCCCUGAAGACGAACCUAACGAGACGGGACUCCAUCGAAAGUGGCUUCUUUUCGUGCUUCAACGAGGAGUCGGAUGCUGCGAUAACCAAUAAUAGCUUCGGCGGACAGCUGUACGGGAUUGGGUCGUUGGGGUUUGGCUGCGGCGGCGGGGCCAGCAAUAGCAACUGCUGUUACGAGAAGUUGAAGGCAAAGCUUAUGCUUGAUGCAUGUGUCAGCGCGGAUAGUGAAAUCAACGAUAAACUUGCGAGUCUGUGUCGCUGCUGCUACUACGCCUCCUCCACAUCGAAUGCCGCCGUAACUGCUGCCGCUGCGGCGGCCCAACAACAACAGCAAAGUCACCGGUUGAACGACACCUCGUCCACCUCUUCGUCCGUUUUGCUGAUCGACAACGAUACCGCCGUGAUCGGGGGCAACACCUCUUCAUCCACGGCGCUGGACUCGAUUGACGACUUGGACGCCGACAUUGUUGCAUCACGACCCACUCACCAGCGACGCUACACCUGCCACCAUGCGCUGCUCAGCGGAAACGGAGGUGACUCCCAAAUGGCGGCCACUGCGGGACUGAUCAAUCGUCUCGCCUUGGACUCGGAAAUUCAUACGCUGCUCCAGCGCAGUCCAUUUGCAACGAACCAGCUGCUGUACUGCAAGAAUCGCACUUCGUCCAUCUACACGGACAGCUCCGAUGAUAUCAGCAGCUUGGCAGGAUCGGAUUCAUUGCUCUGGGAUGAUCGCUCUUUUACGGCGCUGCCCAGUACGAGAUCCGCUCAGAUUGCCAAGAUUGUGGAGUACUUUGAGCGAAAGCGUCAGGACUCCUCGCCGCCAUCGGUGCACCAUCGCAAUGGAAACGGAACGGUGGCAGCUGCCGUGGCUGCCUCCGCCUUGGGAUCCAACUACCUCUCGUACGAGUCGCGCCGCUAUUCGGACUUCAAGCGGCACCUGAACGCGGACACCCUGUGCUUCGAUCUGGACAAGAAGCCGGCGCAGCAGAGGAUGAUGGUGUGCGAAGGAGCGGUCAAGUCGAAGCUUCCCAUAUUCGACAAAAAGAAGCAGCAGCAGGGCGGCUAAUUAACCGAAUUCAUAUUUAUCAACCUGUUUUUUUUUAGUCUGCUUACGACUAAGUUAGAUUCUGUGAGAUUUUUACCCGCAUACCCGAUUCCUUAACACCUGGCAGUACCACUUGAUAAGAAUACAAACAAUAAUCGCAAAUUAGUUUGCCCACAAACGUUGGUUAGUUUAUGAUACCUACAAGUGUAAAUUAGUUUUUACUUUAUAUCCUUUUUGUCAUGUGUAUAGAGCGCAAUUGCAAAUAAGCCAAAAUGUUCUACUAAAAAUUAAGCAUGCCCUUUACGAUAAGAGACCACUUCGUUUGUAUUAGUUUGAAAAUUUACAUGCGUUAACAUAAACAUAAUCAUAUGUCGUACUGGUUCCUAGUCCUUCAAAUCUACAUUGCUACAUACGAGUAUAUUGUUCUAAAUUAGCGAGUAUUCAGAAACCAAUCAUGGAAAGUAUUUAUUCUUAUUAGUUAAACCCGUCGCUGGUAAACUCCUAUGAAAUGGCAUAGCUGUUCUUUAUAAAUACGUUUACAUACUAUAUAUAUUAUUAAUUUUAUCGCGCUAUUUAUUUGAUUUUGUCUAAACUCUGUAUAAAAAGAUUAUGUUUAAAAUACAAUACAAAUAUACAUACACAUACAUACAUAAAAUGGCAUAUUGCAAUACAUAUAUUUUACCUGUAGCGACUAAUUACCAGUUAAGGUCAAAGUUAUAUCUAUGUAGACUUAUCCACUUGAGGUUUUAAGACUUGAAGCUCCCUUCCCCUCGAAAACUGUACAGAUGAUUCCGGAUCAGUUCGAGAAGCAAGCCCGUUUAUCAUUGGCCAAUCCCAAUCGACUUAAUCACGAAUUAGGAACUUAGUUUUAGUUAUUAUGUUACAAGCAUGUGGGUAUCUGCAUUACAAAUAAAUACAUAUGUAUACAUUACAUCCAGCAGAUCGA
This is a messenger RNA of Drosophila ficusphila, 5694 nucleotides long. RefSeq lists its product as uncharacterized. Gene Ontology annotation, molecular function: protein serine/threonine kinase activity; ATP binding. NCBI's taxonomy places the organism in Eukaryota, Metazoa, Arthropoda, Insecta, Diptera, Drosophilidae. Gene Ontology annotation, cellular component: cytoplasm; nucleus. The coding region runs from base 1065 to 4769 and encodes 1234 amino acids. The transcript is spliced from 8 exons. Gene Ontology annotation, biological process: protein phosphorylation; actin cytoskeleton organization. The record is from RefSeq and is a predicted model, not a curated record.